This is a messenger RNA of Amoebophrya sp. A25, 3613 nucleotides long. Lineage: Eukaryota; Dinophyceae; Syndiniales; Amoebophryaceae. The record is from the annotation of a GenBank genome assembly.
AUGGGCAUCCACCGUACGAUUGCUUCCAGCUUCGUUAUGGCCAUCGGAGACCAAACCACCGAGCGCAACUACAAGAUCGGAGGCAAGGCUACUCCCGCAUUCACGGCGUUGUCCAUCGCGCGUCGUGAUUCUCCUCACCUCGACGCCUCCGUCUUCCGCCAGAACGCCAAGGACGACUACGCCACUGGUGUCGACGGACUCACCGGCUCCCCGAAGCCGGAUUCCUACUUCACCUUGACCCAGGACGUAGUUGCCGCCGACGUCGGCUGCGACGCCGAAGAUGACGAGAGCGUGCAGCUGUUCGAAGGUGAUGUAGCAGCGUGCAUCAAGGACCGCGUCAUGCGUGACUUGUUGUCCGAGGCUCCAGCAGGACCGGAGAAAGAGAAGAAGGAUGCUAGCGGCAAUGCGCUCCCUCUCACUCCAGAGCAGGAGGAGGCCAACCGCAAGGCCAAGGGCGCCUACUUCAACUUCGUCAAGAGCAUCGUCGGCAAGCAACAGGCCUCCGGAUGGGUGAAGAUCAUCGACGAAAAGAUCGCCGAGAACAGACUCUCCCCAGAAGACGCGGCAAAGGAGGCUGAGGACAUCAACUCCAUGCAUGAGGCUCAUGUCGAGCGGAAGAAGCUUGUCGAGGCGAAGAAGGAGCGUGAAGCCAGACUGGCACACUACCAGAAGGUUUUGGGCGCUAUGAAGGAAGUCGAUGCGAAGGUUGCCGGCAACGACAACGCUGAAAUGAAGAUGAACAUUUUCAAGACCUUCGCCUUCGGAAAGGCUGUACUUAUUUCUUAUGUCUCAUCAAUCCGCUAUUCUCGUCUGCAAUUUGAUUGUCGGUUUAGUGUCCUUCAACACAACAAAGCUUUGCGUAUUCGAGAACAAACUUUUCCGCUAGUUUUCUCUUCUUCACAGUCUACCUUCCCAACUUUGUUGGAAUCAUUCAAUCAAAAACGAAUUUGGCAGGCCUACUACACGCGUGCCGACAAGACUUUGCGAAUGGCCAUCACUCGUGAUAGUACUUUGACGGUCUCCAAGUUGGUGGAAGGAGAUGCUAACCAAGUCAUCUCCCUGUCAAAGAAGAUCACGGAGAAGCUCGUCUAUGAUUUCGAAGGAUGCGACGCUGCCCUCGACUUCAAGGAAGACAGCUUUGUUGCCAAGGAUACCAAGUGCAAGCUCGUGAAGGCCGAUAUCCUGCCAGCAGGCAAGGUCGUUACCACCUUCGCCGGCGCGUCCCCGAAGCCCGACGCCGAUCCGGAAGAGGCAGCUGCCAAGAAGAAGCAGAGCGGAAAGGAAGCCAAGGUAUAUUUAGAGUUCAGUAGAAAUAACACUUCUACAGGGUAGAUUUGGAGUUCAAUAGGUUGGAUGUAGGUCUCUUUUUGCAACAGAAGUAGGUGUCCUACACUGAAGUACGACGCAAACUCUCUUUCACCGCUGUCCUCGUGAAACAUGAUUGAUGAACAUCGGUAGUCGUCAAGUGUUGAAAUGUAAAUGCCGACUGUCGAACCACUUGGUAUGAUAGUACAGUUAUGCACUCUGGGACUGCCAGUUUGAGAUUUUCCUGCGUUCUGAAUCUUGUUUCAGUAGCAGCGUGACUGAUCCACAUUUUCGCAGUGGCUUCUCCAUUGAGCAAUGAUCGCUUCUAUGUUGCUCCGAGACGUUGUUGCCUCAGGAGGUGUUUUAGACGUAAUCCUUUCAAUUUUCAACGAAUCCUACUGUGGUGAAAAAGUACAUUGAAACAUGAGUUAAAUAAUCCACCACUGACCAAAUAUACAGAACAAGUGGCUCGCCAAGCCACUCGAGGAGCGCAAGGCCUCCGUCGAGUCCGCCUGGGUCCCCUUCUGGAAGAAGGAAAGCAAGGCCGUCGCUGCCUCUGAGUCCUUCUUCUUCAGCAAGUUGCACUUCGGUGAGAAGAAGGAUCUCUUGGGCGAAAACAGGGACACCAAGUUUAAGCUCCAGGUGCACAAGGCUCACGAGCUCAUGUCCGAUCGCAUCGGCAGCGAGCAGGCCGCUGUUGAGGUGCACACCUACCCGGGUGAGGUCGCUGCCGGUGUCAAUGGUGGCUGCACAUUGGAGAUGUGCAACUUGAGCGAGGACCAGUGGGAACAGUCCUUCGGCUUCUACGGCACUUGGGUCGGCGGAUCCCGCAGCUGGCGCAAGGUCAAGCCGUACUUCGACAUGGAUGCUGACCCGGCAAAGGCCGCUGAGUACCUUGCGAAGCCGUUCGCGUUCGCAGAACUUCACGGCUACACCAUGAGUCCGGUUCCGGGAGGCUUCAUCUCCAUGGCCUUCUUUUUGGGCAUCUUGUUGAACGCCGGUCAGUCGUGGAUGUCCGCAUACAUCGCCAAGGUCUUGUCUUCCUUGUGGAAAAACAUCUGUGCCGCCAUCGCGCUGGUCGUCGUGGUCUUGGUCGAGAAGACAUUCUUGGACGAUACCAUCAAGAAAGCCGAAACCGACUGGACCCGUGUGGUCUUCGGUAUGUGCGGUGUCAUCUUCACCGUCCUCGUCUUCCAGAUGAGCCCGAAAGAGAAGAAGCACUAAAGAAACAUUGUUGCAGUUGCACUAACAACAACUAGACGUAGUGUGAAAAGUAGGAACAAAUAGAAGUAGUGGUCGUAGAGCAGAACGAACUACUUUCGGUGAAGAGAAGAAUAACGAGGGGGACGUAACGAACUUCAACAUCUCAACUUCAUCUUCUUCUGGCUUCGUUGUACUGAGCAAGUAGAACCACGCAUCGCGGUAGCUUCUACUUGGUGCAGCUACGACAGACGGAGAGGAAAGGGAAGCGCUGGGCUGAAGAAGUUUUUCCACAAAUAUAACGAGCAGUGAAGCUAUAUUCGCGAGAUUUUUCCGGAGAGGGUGGCUCCGAACAGAAAUCUAAAGAAGGAUUGAAGAAAGAGGUUUGAGAUGAUAACAUAUAGCGACUACAAAAACAUGGAUUGAGGUUUGGAUGAUAUUGGGUUUGGGGGUAUAUCAAGAUAUUGUGACGGAUAUGACGUAAAUGCUCUCUUCUUGGGGUGGAUGAAUGACCUGAGAUUCAUACUGGGGUGAGCUCCUUUGUGUUUCUCGAUUACUAUGCAUGAAGUUUUGGCGUGAUGUUGUAGAAGUCUCGUACUGAUCUUUUCAGAAUGUACAAAUCUAAGACAUUGCAUGUGCAUCUUACUAAUGUCCAUUACGCAGCUCUAUGUAAAACUAUUGAGAACAGCUUCAUAUCCUUCAAAAUAGCAAAGAUCUUCAUAACAACGCGAAACAUAUGAUUAAAUGGGAAGUGCACGCUUCAGCAACCUUGUUGUAUUUAUUGAUUGUUCUUUCAAAAAGUGUUAGUUCGCGUAAUAUGUGGGUGAUGAUGGACACACCUUCUUGACUUGUUGGAGGUUACGAGUUCAGGGAACAUGACCCGUACUUCCUUGCUCGGGCACUCGUGGAGCUUGUGUCCUACAGACUGAACACCUUGAUGUGAAAUCGAUUUAGGAUGGCUCCUCGCGAGGAGCUUGACACAAAGUGUGAUGCUUACUUCAUUCGCGUUCUUUCUACAUAUAACGAACUUAACAAAACAAGAAACCGCUCAAGCAAAAAGCCAAAGCGGCGAGGAGUCGCGUUGGGAUGACUAUUGGUAACCUCUUCG